Molecule: messenger RNA, 990 nt
Organism: Chlorella variabilis
Lineage: Eukaryota; Viridiplantae; Chlorophyta; Trebouxiophyceae; Chlorellales; Chlorellaceae
Exons: 6
Coding region: 1-990 (329 amino acids)
Biological process (GO): regulation of translational initiation
Cellular component (GO): cytoplasm
Molecular function (GO): protein binding
Source: RefSeq, a predicted model, not a curated record
AUGGACGAGGACAAGCAGCAGCAGGAGGAUGAGCUGUGUGCGCUGCGAGCCAUCUAUGGCGAUGCAUUUGUGACAGAGCUGGAUGCCUCUCUCAGCUUUGCCAUCCCGGAGGCCGCGGCGCAGCCGCACCUCGUGCUGCGGGUGCACCUGCCGGCAGCAUACCCGUCUGAGCUGCCGCCAGUGUUCGAGCUCAGCGACAGCUGCAACUGCCUCCCUGCGGAUGUGCUGAGCGGCCUGGCCAGCGAGCUGGAAGCCAUGUUCUGCCCAGGCGAGGUGGUGUUGUGGACUUGGAUCGAGCACCUGCGGGAGCAGUGGGCCUCCCUGGCACCGCCCCAGCAGCCUGCCGACGGUCCAGAGGAUGCGGCAGCAGCGACGGAAGCACAGGAUGCCGACUCUGCUUUGGCAGCGGAGCUUCAGGCGGCAGAGCUGCUGCUGGGAGCCGGCGGCGGUGGCGGCGACCAGCAGGUUCCAGGGCAAGAGGCUGAGGGGGAUGCCGAGCUGGAAGCGGCGAUGGCAGAGGUUGUGCAGACUGUGGUGCAUGGCGUGCCUUUCACAGAGAAGCGGUCCACCUUCCAGGCGGGUGCUGCACCGGGUGCUGCCACUGUGCUCUCGGCGCACCUGGCGCCGGCGCGCAGCCUGCGGCAUGUGGAGGCGCUGGUGGAGCUGCUGCUGAAGAACAACAAGAUCCGGGCGGCCGCGCACCCCACCAUCAUGGCCUACCGAAUAGAGCAGGGCGCCCAAGGCACCUUCCUGCAGGACUAUGACGACGACGGCGAGACGGCGGCGGGCAGCCGCCUGCUGCACCUGCUGCAAAUGACCAAUGCGCGCAACGUGUGUGUGGUGGUCAGCAGAUGGUUUGGCGGCAUCCUUCUGGGCCCAGCUCGCUUCACCCACAUCAACAAUGCGGCCCGCGAGCUGCUGGAUGCCUGCGGCUACAUUGCUGCCAAAGAUGGCGCCAGCAAGGGCGGCGGCAAGGGCAAGAAGCGGUAG